This is a messenger RNA of Talaromyces amestolkiae, 900 nucleotides long. RefSeq lists its product as uncharacterized. The transcript is spliced from 2 exons. The coding region runs from base 1 to 900 and encodes 299 amino acids. Gene Ontology annotation, cellular component: nucleus. Lineage: Eukaryota; Fungi; Ascomycota; Eurotiomycetes; Eurotiales; Trichocomaceae. Gene Ontology annotation, biological process: kinetochore assembly; mitotic sister chromatid segregation. The record is from RefSeq and is a predicted model, not a curated record.
AUGGGUGUUGAUCAGGACAAAGUGGACAAGAUCCGUGCCUUUGCCGACAGGGGACGGAAUCUCGAGAAACAGUAUGGAGACAGUCCCCUGAGUCUAGACGCGAUUCAGCACUACAACCGGAGAUUAGACGACACAAUCCAGUCUUUACAAGAUCAUGUCAAGCGACAAGAAGACGCUCUCCGAAAGGCGAGUCACAUGGCCUCUAACUAUAUUAAAGGAUUCAUUACUAAUGUUGAUAUAGCUACUCGACAACAGCUCAAGGACGAGCAAGACGAUCUCGAAGAUGCAAAACGCAUUCACGAAGGUCUCAGAGCGCGCAUCCAACGAAUCAAAAGGGAACAGUCCGAAAACUCAACCAAGAGCCCCUCCGAACUGGCGGAUGACUUCGUCAAUGCAGAGCGCAAAAAAACUCGUGCAUUGAAAUCUUCAUCUUCAAAGUUGAGAAAGGAUCUGGAGCAGUUUAUAGAUGAGCAUCUUGCGUCGCAAUUGGCAGCGGAAGAUCUCGGUGGUCCUGUAGUGGGUGAUAUUAUGGAAGUGCCAGAUUCUACUCUGGAAGCUGGGUACACAGCUCAUGGGAAACCGAAGAAGCCGAAAUCGUCCUCGGCACAGAAUGAUGAUGACGAUGAUCCAAGACAGCAACGGAUAGAUAAUCUCCUUCGACGGCAGCGAGGAGAAGACGAUGAUGGAUCUAAUGCUGCUCCGAGGAAUAAAAGGGAAGCAGCGGCAGUAGCCAUGCGUGAGCUAAUAAACUCUCUAUUAGAAUCAGGAACAUCUUAUGUGGAACUGCCACGCGAAUCUGCGGCUUCGCGGUUUCUGGUCCGAGUUAAAGUUGCGCAACUUCAUCCGCGGGAUGCACGAAGGAUUCGUUUGAUUGAUUUUGGACGAUCUUUUGAGGAUUAG